AUGGGAGACACAGACAGCUUUAAAGAUUUACAAAAUCUAUUAGAUAAUGUAGAGAAGUUAAAUUCCUGGCGUAAAUAUGCUCGUCUUGUUCUUCCACACGUUGGACUUGUUCUUGUUGUUUGUAUUUAUGCAAUGAUUGGUGCUUGGAUAUUUCAUAGUAUUGAAUCACCACAUGAAGAUAGGUUAAAAAUUAAUGGAAUUAAAAAAGUUCAAGAAUUAAGACGAAGUUUAGCCAAAGAAAUUUUAAAUAGAAAACAAAAAUUAAAUAAAGAACAACGCAAAUGGAUAGAAGAAAGAAAAUUAUUUUUAAGGAAGUUUGGAGAACAACUUUUUCAUGUUUAUAAAGAACAAUAUGUUAGGUAUGAAGAUGUUCGUCCAGCUCUGACACUAAUUCAACAACAACAACAAUUGUCGAGUACAAUAACUCCACAUUUAGAUCCACGAUUUAGGCGGCAUUUUUCUAAAUCUCGUUCAGAAGGUAAAAUGUGGACACCAAGUAGUGCUUUAUUUUUUGCUGCUACAACAAUGGCCACAAUUGGAUAUGGUAAUAUAGUCCCUAUGACAAAUCAGGGAAGAAUUGCUUGUAUUAUUUUUGCUCUUUUUGGUGCUCCUUUAGCUAUUAUAACAAUUGGUGAUUUGGGUAAAUUCCUUUCUGAAUGUACAAUUUGGCUGUAUCGACACUCUAAAGAUAAAUAUCGUUUUUAUCGUUAUCGAAUUAGCCAGUCAUUAAUGGCACAUAGAUCUAAUCAAAGAAGGCGUCUAAAAGAGGAUUUUAUCUCUGGAGAAUUAGCAGGAGAUUUAGAGAUGGGAAAUAAUAACAACGCUGAGGAUCUUAAUUCUUGGGAUGAAAAUCAUAAAACAGAAUCGAAAAAAAGAAUGAAUGACUGGGAAUAUCAAGACAAAUCAGAAACUGAGGUUCCAGUGAUUGUUGUUUUUGCUAUUUUAUUGCUUUAUAUUGCAUUUGGGGGCUUUUUAUUUGCCUUACUAGAAUCCUGGACUUAUAUGGAUGCCUUUUAUUAUUGUUUUGUUUCUCUUACAACAAUUGGUUUUGGUGAUUUUGUUCCAGACAGACAUGAAUAUAUUGUUAUAAUGCUCCUUUAUUUGGGUAUUGGAUUGGCUGUUACAACUAUGUGUAUCGACCUGGUUGGCGUUCAAUAUAUUCAAAAGAUUCACUAUUUUGGACGUAAAUUCCAAGGCACAGAUAUUCUUCAAAUUCUUCGGCGUAAACGAAUGUUGGAGAGGCGUUUUGCUAUGGGUGAGGGGAAAGAAUUUAUUGAAUUUGUUAUUAAACAUGAAAGAGAAGCUUUAAAUCCUUCACAACAAAGGGCAAUAUUUGUCCAACCUUCUCAUCAUAUAGUCAGUCAUUUACAUGAAAUGGAUCAGCCUGAAGAUGGAAAAUUAUCUCUUCAAUCUGAAAAGGAAGCAGCUUGGCUAGAACAAGAUACGCAACAAGAAAGCGAAUUAGUUUUAGCUACAGAAUUAAUGCCUACAGUCCUUGAACCCGAGCCUUUACCAAAAAGGUCACCUACAAUAACACCCUCUUCAGAAUCAGAACGCUCAUUAAUGUAUAGUCGGUUAAAUAAUGACAGAUUAAAUUCUUGGGCAGAGUCUGGACCUACUCCUUCAAUUAAAAGUUCUCUUCUUAGUACAGAACCUUCAGUAGAACAUCGACAACAAACUUAUCAAAACUUUAUUUCUCCACAGCCUUCGCUCAAUUCAUUUGCCUUUAAUUUCCCAAUUCCUUCACCCGAUCUCAGACAAAUUGCCGAAACAGCUCGUACUAGAAGAAGAUUGGUCAGUUGCCCGUCUUUCCCUUCAUAUCCUGUUGAACUAUCUCUUGUAAGGAGCAAUAUAAAAUGGCGUAAAUGGCGCACUAUAGCCUGUCCUUCGCUUGCUUUUGUUGAAUUUUUGUGUUUAACUAAAAAUUGUGUUGUUAAUUUGUUUGUCCAACAAUUUAAUACUAACAAUUAUUUUGAGAAGGAGGAUUUAGGAGAUUUUAUAGUGGAAGAGGAUUUGGAAGGAAAUAAUGCUCUGUUAAGUAUACACAAUUCAGAAAUUCUUUCAAGAAGGGCAUCCAUUUGUUUUCUUGAAAUUUUACAUGCCCCAAAAGCACAACUUCCUCGCUUUGUUGGACAACCAGUUUGGUAUUACAAACGUAGGAGGAGUUUGCAACAGCUUGAGGCAAAACAACAUCAAAAACAAUUAUUAGAACAACAACAAACAAAUCCAGACUCUCCUACCCAAAAAACAACAAAAAUAAUCCCUCAAUCAGAAAACUAUCAACCAAUCCUUAGAAGAAAAAAACGUGAAAGAUUAGCUAAGAGGUAUGAUCCUCUUAUUAGAUUUGAUUGGCUAGCAUUGAGUCCUCGUAUUGCUGUUACUGAAGAGGGCAUUCCGGCAACUAUGGAACAAAUCACUGAAAGAGCUCAGGAAUUGACGGAAAUGCAAUAUCUUCCAAAACAAUUAGCUACAGAACAUCCCGUAUAUCAACACAUAGCAGAAUUAGAACAUCAAACAACAGAAAGCACCACAAGUAAUUUAAAAGGAAGUAUUAAUUUAUCAGAAAAGCCAACUUCAAGCAGAAAUUCAUUUGAAUCUUUAACCCUCGGUUUAAAAGCUAUAAAUAAAUGGAAAGGAAAAAGAAAAUCUGUUGCUGAACAUUUUUCUUAUGUUCUUCCUUCUUCUUCUAAAAAAUCUUUAAAAAUAGUAAAUAAAAAUGAAAGAAGAAUGUCUCUAUGUCCAAUGAUUACUUCAAAACGUUUAGAAGAAGAAUUUAAAGAAGGAAGGGAAAGAUUAAAUUCUAAUUUAUCUACAAGUUCUACACCUGCAACUGGAAGGGAAAUUAAGAGGAAUUUAAAAGACGAAUUUAGACAAAAUUCAAAAAGUUCUAAUAAAUUUGGGUUGCAAAGAAAAAAUUAUUUGAUUAAAGAGAAUUUAAAGAAAGUUGGAAGUUUGGAUUUAAAUUUAUCUAAAAAUGAAGAAGAAAAAGAAGGAGAAGAAUCAACAUCUUUAUUAAAUGCUAGUCCAAAAGAACCCUCUACUUCAACAAAAAAUUCAAAAUAUUUUUGA
Meloidogyne enterolobii is the source of this 3069-nucleotide messenger RNA. Lineage: Eukaryota; Metazoa; Nematoda; Chromadorea; Rhabditida; Meloidogynidae. The record is from the annotation of a GenBank genome assembly.